Apis mellifera (honey bee) is the source of this 7751-nucleotide messenger RNA. RefSeq names its product polycomb protein Pcl (gene Pcl). Gene Ontology annotation, cellular component: nucleus. The transcript has 10 exons. NCBI's taxonomy places the organism in Eukaryota, Metazoa, Arthropoda, Insecta, Hymenoptera, Apidae. The coding region runs from base 737 to 3211 and encodes 824 amino acids. Gene Ontology annotation, biological process: regulation of DNA-templated transcription; chromatin organization. The record is from RefSeq and is a predicted model, not a curated record. Gene Ontology annotation, molecular function: DNA binding; chromatin binding.
UUCUAGCAAGUGUUUCCCCGAACAUGGCGGACGGUGCUUAUUCGAAUUUUCAAGGGACACAAUGAAAGUGCACCGAGUUCGCGGCGGUGAUGCCCGUGACUAAGGGCGUGUGGUAAUCCUGAGGGUGGCCGACGUGGGUAUCCGGACGCCGCUGUGAUCGUUACGGUUGCAUGCGUGCCGGCGUGUCGCCAUCCUGACUUCACGAGAUAGGGUUUUGCCGCGCCGCGAUUGUGUGUCUCAGAGCUACCGACCGUGGCGGGGCCCCCAUGGUUGUAAAUGGCUGACGGGAAUCGGAAAAUGAGGGCCGAACGUCGCGCGUGAUUCCACAGCUAAGACGCUGAGGUACGACAUACAAAAGGUGUUCAGAGAUCGAACGAUAUUCGCGCGGUCUUCUGUCCUAAAAACACCACCACCGGGUCCAAGCACCGCCCGGUGCUAGGAGCUGUCCCGGGGGUUGUUCGUGUCUAUCGUAUCACCAGUGUCUUCGUCAAUUGAUCGGUUUCUAGGCCUUUCCUAUUUUCUUGAUCAGCAAAAAGUUUGAUUUCACAUUGGAUACUUGUCAUCGAUGAUAAAAAAGUUCUCGAAAGUGUAGCCGCUCGUGCGCGACGUUUCGUCUUGUUUAGAACAGCAUUUGUAGGUGCUCUCGUUCGUUAACGAGAGCGAGAGCGCGCGGACUGGUUUUUAAUGAGAUGCCGAUCAUAUGGUCGUUAUUUCUUUCGCAGAAACAGGGUAGAAAAUGUCAGAGCCAGAAGAAAGUCUGGCAGCGCCGGAUAGUACUACGAGGGAACAGAAAUUGGGUUUCUCUCAUGGGGAUGAUGUUCUUCUACAACACAAGGAUGGAAAAUUUUAUCUUGGAACAAUUGUUGAGGUGGAUUUGGCAAGGGAGAAAUGCCUUGUCAAAUUUAUGGACAACACCUCCGCAUGGUCCUCUGUUAAGGAGCUGACAAAGCUUUCAAUGCCAGAUUCUGAUGUUAUGUGCGUUCUUUGUAAAAAAUCUCAGCCCAAGACUGAUAAUGACAUUAUAGUUUGUGACAAAUGUGGUCGUGGUUAUCAUCAACUUUGUCAUCAGCCUCAGAUAUUAAAAGAAGAAACUGCAGCUGAGGCACAUUGGAUGUGUAAAAGAUGUAUAGAUAGUCAACCAAGGACACGUGAAGUUAUAGAACCAAAAACUUCUAUGGUAAAGGCAAGUAUCAGAAAAGUUUGCAGUGGUAGGGACCAACCUCAGCCACCACCAGAUGAUAUGACAAAGUUGCCGUAUGAUCCUAAUAUGUUAAAUUGGGAUGUACAUCAUAGAGUAAAUGCAGAACAAAUUUAUUGUUAUUGUGGACUCAAUGGUGAAUGGUAUACACAAAUGUUGCAAUGUGCUCGUUGCAAGCAAUGGUUUCAUGAAAAAUGUGUUAGUUGCCUAACUUAUCCUUUAUACAGUGGAGAUAGAUUUUAUGUAUUUGUUUGUUCAAUGUGCAAUUAUGGCAAAGAAUUCGUACGGCGACUGGAAUUGAAAUGGGUAGAUCUGGUGCACCUGAUGUUGUACAAUUUGACUGUUUACAAUGCUAAAAAGUAUUAUGAUUUGGACACUGUUAUUGUACCUUAUGCCAAUGAUAAUUGGAAUACUUUACAGCUUCCACCUCGGAUCAGGGAUGUCAGUGCUCAAAUACGCAGAGAAUCUAUACUAGGAAUAUUGACAAAUAAUAGAAACAGGUUUAAAUGCGGCAGAGAAAUAAAAAAACGUACUACGAUAUGGGGUCUUAGAGUUAGAUUACCACCACCAUGUCCAAUUGUUAAUCUUCCAGCAACUGGUGUAAUAGAUGAUUCAGUGUUACGUAGAUGCUGGGGUGCUAAUAAAAGACUGCAAUAUCUUCCUCCACCUACAGGACCGAUAUCUUUACCAGAAAGUACAAAACAAUUAACUGCAUUGAAACAAAGCACAGCAGAAAAUUUAGAAAUUCCAGUGAAUCCAUCGGAUGUAGUGAUGCGUGGAACAAUUUAUCAAAACUCGGAAGCAGAACAAAGUUCGUGUCCAAGUCCAAGUCCACCGAGUCAAUCUACACAAUCUUUACGAGAAAGGUAUAGUGGAGGUGGCUUUGUAAAGAAAUCAUUCCCAUUUCCUAAACUCAGUUUACAAAGAAGAAGACGUUUAAUGGCGUUAGGAAGUUCUCGUGAAAGAAUGUUACGUAAACAUAAGAAAAGAGAAAAAGGUGAUGCUGCCUUGAGUAAGGCUCAAGGUGUUCGAGAAGCUAGAUAUAGAAAAGCAAGGAAACUGCUAAAAAACGCUAUAGCUAAGAGCAAAUCUCGAAACUCGGAAACAUCUGAUCUACCACCCACGCCUCCAACUUCAGUUUCUGGUCCACCUACACCCCCUGCUACAACCUCGGGUAUAUCUGAAUUAUCUGUGCCUAGUUCCGUGGAAUUGAUGUAUCCUUUACCACCAUCGACGCCUGCGGAUACAAGUGGGGAUGAAACUAGUUCAAGAGGGACUUUGGACUCCUUUAUUCCACCACCCAAGGACUUUGAAGGCAAGAAUAAUCCUUUUAGAAAUCUCAGUGAUUUAUUGGGUACACCUGGUAAUCUCAAUCAAACAAAUUCAAGUACCCCGUCACCGUACAAUCAAUGUCCAAUCACAUUACCUCUACCGCUUACACCUGUUAUAUCUCAACCGCCGGUAGUACGGCCAGCCAAAAGACAAUUAUCGGAAAAAGACAUUAUUAUAGACAGAAAUGGGCAAGUAAAACGUAGACGUCAACAUCGGAGGGGGCGUCCGUCGCAACAACAAAUACAACAACAAUAUCAGCAUACUGCCAGUAAGACGGCAACCAUCUUACCGGCGCGUAAUAACGAAGUUAAAAGUGAGUUUGCAAGGAAUUUAAGAAGUUCGUUUAACGGUGCCUCAAGCAGUGCUAGUAGUCAAAUUGGAAAUUGUGUUGAUUAUGCCUUAAAUGGAAGGAGACUUAGACAACGUCAAAGCAAUGACAAAUUACCACCCCCGGAUCCGCAACCGCAAAAGAAAGGUAGUGUACCUUCAUCUCCAAAGUGUUCACCCGUUAAACAAAGUGCGCCCGACAUAUCUCUGGAUGAUCUUAAGUCAUCGGUGAACAUAUAUUUUGGAGCAGCUAAUAGAAUCGCUGCUGGUGAAAAGUUCGUCAUCAGAGCAAAAAGGAUAGGACCAAACGGUCAGACUCAAUACCUAAUCGAGUGGGAGGGACUUAACACUUAACAAUAAAUAAUUUGUUUAUGAUUAUAAAUGCAUUGCAAUCGUAUAAAAAUUUCCGCUACAUCAUCGAGCAAAAGAGCGGCGUUAAAUUGUUGCUCUGAUCAUUUUCAAAAAAAGGCUCGAUAUGUGAGAGAAAUGGAUUAGUGGCAAAUUGAUCUGUGUCACAUGCACUGCCAUUCGUUACAUAUUUUUAUGUAAUAAGUAUGUAUUAUUAAUUGGUGUACGAUGUAUGACUGUUCUUGCAAAUGUAAAUUUUAUUUUAUUCGUUUAAGAAGAUCGAGAGUCUUGUGAAAACGCUGUUCCAACAACAAUAACAAUGAAUUCAUUGCUGGACAAUGAAUUUGUUUUGCCGCUUAUUCAAAAUGAAAUAUCGAUUCACAUUUUUCUUUUCUUUUCUUUUUUUUUUUUUAUUAUCCAUAUAAAAAGCGUGAAUUUUCUAUUCGAUUCAGAUUUUUAUAUUUAAAAUGUACCGUCCAUGAUUAGCUUCGAUGCAUAAAAUUCAAUUAACGUUUGUAUAUCUAUUUUAAUACAAAGGCAAAUAAAAAAAUGCAUGGAAUAUGAAGGAAAAACAUUUACAAGAACAAUCAGAUACAUUGCUUUAUAAAUUGUAUAUAUUGUAGCAUAGUAGUUUUCGCAGAAAAAUCGACGAAUGUAAAGCAAAGAGAAUCAUUUGCGCUGGAUUUUUGCAUUCAUUAGAGAUUGGCCAAUCGCUCCUUUUUUUAUGAGUUGUGGAGCAGACCAUGAUCCCAUGAUGACAAGAAAAAAAAAAAAGAAAAAAAAAAAAAGAAAAAAGAAAAAAAAUGCGAAUUGAAAAACUGACAAUUGUUCCUCUCACUUGAUCUAACGUACUAGCGACCGUUAGUGGUUAGUGUUUAAAGAAUAAAAGAAAAAUAUGGAAUAAAAAAAAAAGAAAAAGCAGACAUCCUGCAAAAGGUUAUUUUUCAAUACAAUUGUAGAGAUAGACAUCCGCUUCUGUAACUUCAUCUUCUUGAACUGUUGUCUACAUCUUCUAUCCACAUGACAAUAUAAAUAAAAUCAAAAUCAUCAAUUAACGCAUGAUCAUACUGCCACAUACUUGCACCAAUCUUUAUCUUUUAUAGUUAAAUUUUACGCUCGAAUACAUAAUGUUUGAUAAGUAUAUAGUCGCUAACGAUGCAAUUAUCCAUUAAAAUUACACGAGAUCUUCUAGAGAAGAAUUUUUAUUUUUUCAUAGACGGUUCAAGACGAUGAGGAUGCGGUUCUAGCAUUGCUCAUUAUUAUACAAGACUAAAAGGAAAGAACAUACCUAUUUCGUAAUAACGUACAAUUUAAAAAAAGUCGCAGGGCUGAGUACGUAAGUGGUUGGCCAAAGUUAUCUGUGCAAAGGAUAACGCAUUGUAAAUUUUUCUCUAUGGUUUUUUUCCGGAUCGUGAAGAGGAGAUCAUUUUGAACUCGAGAAUGUAGCGAAUCUUUAAAAACUGUUCUUGUUACAUUAAAAAGAAAAAAGAAAAAAAUGAAGAAAGAAAAAAUGUAGGGCAUGUGAAGAUAUUUGUUCGCGUGUAAUAAUAUAGACAUUUUCGCGUAGACGUAUUUUUUUCCGUUAUUCGAAAAUUUGUUUUUUAAGUUUUCUUAGAAUGAAUUUUAAAUGAACGCUGAUACGACUUGAAUUGAAUAAAAUUAAAUAAUGAAUAUUCGUACAAAAUCAUUUAUACUACUAGAUCAUUUGUCUGAUUCUCGAAUUUAUAAAUAUAAAAUCGAUACAGCACAGAAUCUAUGGUCAGAGCUUACUGAGAUCGGUAAAUAUUUGAAAGAAAAUUUUGAACGAUUCCUCUUGUUAAAUUCUUGAAUCGAUAGAAUUUAUUUAUCAGAAAAAAAAAAGAAAAAAAAAAUGUCGAAGAAAUUUAUUCGUUCACACAAAUAAUAUAUACUCUAUAUACAAUUCGAAUCUAAUUUUAUUUAAUAGUUUAUUUGGGACGACACGUAUAAGUAAGAAUUAUAAUUAUAAUUAGAAUUUAACAACGAAAAAUUUUUAGUAAGAAAGGUUGUAGUCAUCUGAUAAUAUCAAGUCUUUCUUUAGAAUUACUAAAAAAAUACAGAGAAUCGAGAGAGAAAAAAAAAAAUCAUGUUUCGCGUAAUCUAUUGCGAUUUUGCGUUCGUUCAUUUGAUUUUCGAUUUUUUUUUUUUUUUUUCAUAGAAUAAUAAUCAUACGAAUUUUUUCCUAAAUAUCUGGAUAUGAGAAAUCCGCGAGUCAUUCAUGCAUAGACAGACUUACCUAAGAUGGGUAUUUUUUAAGCGCUAUUUAUUUAAUCUACUAUACGUAAUAAUUUUUUUUUUUUUUUUUUUUUUCUCCUCCAUUGUAACUCCUUUAGAGAGACUUUUUACAAAGUCGCGACCGACUAUUGUUCGUAAACUCGGCGAGGUUAAACUUUAGUGAUUGAUGGUAAAUUGAAAUUCGAUCAAUUUCUAUCUAUAUGUACAAUUUUUCUGCCAAUAAUUAAACACACUCAUUUUUCUAUAUAAGUUUUUUAUUCUACAUUGUUUUUCCUUCAAAAGAAAUUUUUCUUUUGAUCGUCUUCGCGUAUUAGAAAAAGAAUGUGUUCAAGUGUGUUCAGACGUUUUCAAUCACAUUUAUUAUAUACACUCUAUCUACUAAAAUAGAAUUUUUUCGUAACAUUUUUGUACAAUAGAUACAUCUCUAGAAUGGUAUACGCAUAUCUUCUCUGUUUCCAAUAAUUAUGCGGUAAACUGCGCGAAGCGUUAUCAUUUACUCUCUAAAGGAAGCGGUAUAUAUGUAGGUGAAUAUUGGACGAAGACACUGCCAAACAUUUAAGUUAUAAUUUAAUAAACGACGUUAUAUAGACAAUAUAUACUGCGCUAUGAAUACGUUAAUUUUUUCUUAAUUAAACGUUUCGUUCUUUAUUGCGUUUAUAUAUAUAUAUAUAUAUGUGUAUAAGUUUCUUUCGUUCUCCCGUUUUCUUCUUCUUCGUUCAUCCGUUCACGCACGAAGAGAGACCGGAAACGGUGGGUGAACCGAAAGUCACAACUUAAAACUUCGUUCUCGUCUACGUAGAGUUAUUUUCUUUUCUUUUUUCUUUCUUUCUUUUUGCUUGCGUUGUUGAGAGAGAAAAAAAAAAAGAAAAGAAGGGAAAAAAAUGUGUUAUAAUAUAAAAUAUUCGUGCAUUUUUCGCACGAAUGAUCAGAGAGAACUCGCGAUCAGAGAGAACACUAUACACAGAAGAGGAAUUAUAACGAGUCCAUUUUCUUUUCUCCCCCCCUCGAUCAGCGUCAUCCAAGUUUCGCGAUUUCGUUCUCGAUUGUUUCUCAUGUACUAUGUUCAACUUAGGUUACUUAGAGAGAAUGAUGUAAGAUCGACGCUUACGUAUCGAAACGUCGUAUUGACCAGAUUAAUCACUUAAUCAGGCGUUGCGUUAUUACUCAUUGUAUUGUUAAACUAUUUUCUCCCCCUCCCCCUUCCCUCCUUCUCUUUCUUCCUCUCUUUCAUUUUGUUACGUUCUUGCGAUCUAUCUAUCAUAAGUUCCACGAAAAUGAUCGAUUUCCCACGUUCCACGGGGGCCUGUUUUUCGUUUGAGGUCUCCUUAAAUAUAUAUAUGCCAAUUCCAGAUCGAGUCGAUGAAAAUGUGAAAUGAAAAAUUUUCUUUUUACUUCUGCGAAAUUGAUAUUUAAAAUCUAGGAGCCAACAAUAGACAAUACAUCUUAUUAUCUUAAACUAAAGAUUAAAAAUUUCCACUGAUCAUUAGUCAAAUCUCGUUAAAAAUUAAUAAAAUAUGUCGAAAAAUGUCCGAUUUCAUUUCAAUUUUAAUAUACUCGAUCUGGCAACAAGGCGCAACACAAGAAUGGUUCGAAAGCGACGAAACGAACAGAAACGAAAUAUCCCAGAGAAUUCCUAACGAACGAACUCCGCUUAGAAACAAUCAUCUCCUGUACAAAAAGUCAGCGUUUUAGCCGCGUGUCGAGGCGAGGCGAGGCGAGUAACAUAAACAUAAACAUAAACAUAAAAAAAAACAUAGCUCUUGCGCAGAGCACUUAUUUCCAAGGAAAUGCGUUCGAUAUUAGUCGAUCGAUUUUCGUAUACGAGCACGAUUCGUGUCGGAUCGAAGCGAGAGCUCGACUCCGCGUUUCCGCAUCGUGAAACGAAAAAGGAAAAAAAAAACGAAGAUGUACUGCCAGUAUCAUAAUGUAAAUAUAUUCCUCCCAUCGUCCUUUCAGAUACAACUGCCCCUUCCCCCACUCUCUCUCUCUCUCCCAGCCUGCCCCCACUCCGCCCUUCUACGGUCCCCCUCCCCUCCCUCCUCUUCCCGUUUUUUAACGCAGAUAUUCCACGAGAUACGCGAGGAAUACGCAUAGCUCUAAUGUAACGUUUGUGUAAACGUUUGUACGCGAUUAUUGGCGGAAUAUGAGGUCGUGGAGGAGAUAUUGUUCUUCUUCGGCUCGCUUCCGAAUGAAUGCAAUUCCGACCACAUCCGUGCUAUACGUGUGCGUGGUUUAGUCGUUGGACACUUGCUGCUCUUUCGCGGGAAAAAAAAAAAGAAGAAAAAAAAAAAAA